This is a messenger RNA of Gigantopelta aegis, 1500 nucleotides long. RefSeq names its product nuclear-interacting partner of ALK-like. Bases 492 to 1268 code for a protein of 258 amino acids. The transcript is spliced from 9 exons. The record is from RefSeq and is a predicted model, not a curated record. NCBI's taxonomy places the organism in Eukaryota, Metazoa, Mollusca, Gastropoda, Neomphalida, Peltospiridae. Gene Ontology annotation, cellular component: nucleus.
CAUAGAGCUUCUAUCAGCGGGGGAAAAUAAAAAUGUCUGCGUCGGAGAAAAAACAAGUGGUGACACCUGAAAAAGUCAGGCAAAUUGUUUCUUCGUUUUUCAGUAAUGCAAGAUCAAGUACUCAACUUUACGGAGAUAAUGAAACUGGAGAAGGAAAUCACCAAGAAUCAGCUUCAGAAGAAAAUGGCAGCAAGAAAACCUCACUGGAGCUUCGCAGCAAAGAAGCAUACUUCAACAGAAUUGAAACUUACUCAGUAUCCUUUGUGUCAUGAAAUUUUACUUGAUGUUCAUGAUAAUAACAAAUUCAUCCAUUGACUUGGUUUGCCAAACCAGUAGAGUUAUCUCCCCUGGUGUGUGCCCAGUAUGGUUGGGAGAACACAGAAAAGGACACUCUACAGUGUAUAGGCUGUAAGGCUUCCUUGUAUGCUGACUUGCCACCAGUGGAUGAUGAUACCUACAAAGAAAAUUGUGAGAGGUUAAAGAACAGUUUAAUGUCCUGUCAUGUGAAAUCAUGUUCCUGGUUUUCAAACCCUACAUCAGAUUCAUACAAAGAGGUCCCACACUGUGAUCAGAAAGAAGUUCGGAAUGAAUUCAAAGGGAGGCUCAACCAGUUGAAAAAAAUGACAGACAGUUUACCGCAUAUUAAUUAUGAGAGUCUGCAGAAAUGGAAUUUUUGCAGUUCUCGCUGUGCUCAAUUUGCCUAUCAUGUAGAGAAGAUGGACACGGAGACAGUAAAGGCGGCCAUCACUCUUGCUGUCACUGGCUGGGCUAGCAGGGGAAGAUCUGACGUCAUCAUAUGUAGUCACUGUCGCCGCCAUGUUGGAUUGUGGAACUUCAGAGCCAUUGCCCCUGGUCAGCAGACAAGUGGCUGCCAUGGCGACGAUGAUGGCAGUGGUGAUGAACCAGCUCCCAAAAGACAGAAAAUUCAAACAAAAAUUGACUUUGACCCAAUAGCCGAACACAGGAACUGGUGUCCGUGGAUAACAAAAUCUGAGUCGUCCAAUCCAUCAAAGCCGGUCAGGACAGAGGGAGAGGGGGUCUUGCUGCCAGAGAGCUCGUCUGGGACGUCUGCGGAACAAGAUGACGGAACAGACCCAACAGCCCAUCCUGGCUGGCUGCUUGUUGUCCAGAUACUAGCACCUAGACUACUGAAUGCCAGUAACAUAAGCUUCUCAAAGUCACUCAAACAGAGUCCAAUUGUCGCAGGUUUGAGAUCCAUUCGUCAUCUGUUCAGCGACUGGACAACAUCAACAGUCACAAAUAGAUAAUAUUCUAUUCAACAUGUAUUCACAUUAUUCAACUUGUGCCAUUUUCAUCUCAACAACAUGAAUAUGUCUCCAUUAUGUGACAUGACAUUUCCACUCAGUCUAAUCAAGUAUUCAAGGACCAUUUUCUAUGUGAACACUGAAAUACUUAAUAAAAUGUGUCUCUCACCAAUGAAGCAGUGCAUAAUCUGAAAUACACUACAAAUUGUUUUAUGUCUGUAGUAAAUAAACAUUU